Messenger RNA from Panicum virgatum (switchgrass), 381 nucleotides. RefSeq lists its product as uncharacterized. NCBI's taxonomy places the organism in Eukaryota, Viridiplantae, Streptophyta, Magnoliopsida, Poales, Poaceae. The transcript has 2 exons. The record is from RefSeq and is a predicted model, not a curated record. The coding region runs from base 1 to 381 and encodes 126 amino acids.
AUGCCGUUCAGGCUCAACAACGCCCCGGCGACGUUCCAAGCGCUCAUGAAUGAUGAUCACCAGCUAUUCCUGAAGAAGUCCAAGUGCGAGUUUGGGCGGUCAUCGGUGGCGUACCUUGGUCAUGUCAUCUCCGCAGAAGGGGUGGCCAUGGAUCAGCAGAAGGUGCAGGCGGUGCUGGACUGGCCGCCUCCCAAGUCCCCGCGUGCGGUGCGCGGCUUCCUUGGGCUGGCGGUGUACUACCACCGCUUCAUCCGCGACUUCGGCACAAUAGCGGCGCUGCUCACCGCACUGCUCAAGAAGGAGGGUUUCAGGUGGAGCGAGGAGGCCGCGCGCACGUUCCAGACGCUCCAGCGCGCGCUCACGUCAGCGCCCGUAUUCUAG